AUGUCAAAAGCUGAAUCAAAAGAAAUCCACCACAUAGAACCAACUCUUCUUGAUGAGUAUUUGGCCACUUUCCUGUUGUCCCUUAAAAAGUCAAAUGGCACAGAUUUUGAACCAAGCUCCCUCCGUGGCAUCAUUGCUAGUGUUGACAGGUACCUGAAACGACAUCGCUAUGGAUGUUCAGUCAUGACAGGGACUGGAGCCCAAUUUGCACUCACAAGGGACACCUACAAUGCAAAGAAAAAAAGUCUUAAGAAACAGGGUAUGGGAAACCGUCCUAGGGAGGCCCAUCCGCUGAGUGAUACCGACAUCGAUCUGCUCUGGGAGAAGGGGAUCCUUGGCACGGAGUCUCCGAAAGCCUUGUUAAAUACAGUCUGGUUGAACAACUGCCUUCAUUUUGGCUUGCGAGGUACAACGGAGCAAUACAAUUUGCGGUGGGGAGACGUCCGCCUCCGUGUAGACUUGAAUGGUGUCGAGUAUCUCGAGUUAAACGAGCGGCAAACGAAAACGCGCACAGGAGAGAACAUCGCUGACAUAAGAAAAGUGUCUCCCAAGAUGUUCGGCACUUCUGGACCAAGAAAUCCCGUGUUAAUUUACAAGCUGUACUCGAAUAUGCGUCCAUCUGAUUUUUCUUCAGAUCAGCACCCUUUCUACCUGGCAACACGCACAAUUGACACUGCAUCCCAGUGGUUCUUGCGUCAACAAUUGGGUGUCAACAAGCUGGGUCAGAUGCUGAAGGCCAUGGCAAAAGACGCCGGCUUUCCCGAGCACAAGAGAAUAACCAACCACUCAGUUCGCAAAUUCCUGGUCCAAAAACUUCGAAAUGCAAACAUUCCACCCACUGAAAUCAUGGCCAUAACAGGGCACAAAAAUGUCCAGUCCAUAACCAAUUAUUCCACCAUAUCUGUUGAACAGCAGCAAAAGUGUUCCAACAUUCUUGCUCAGUCCAGUAAAUGUAACAAACAAACAGCUUCCUCUUGUUCACCUUCAUGCACUGAAACUAUGGUCGAAAUGCAGCCUACACAACCACUGUCUACCGUUGAACAAGUUGAUCUUGAUUUUCGUCCCACCCAGUCACUUCACCAGCAAAUGUCUUUCUCUCGUUCGAACAAUUUUGCCUCGCAAUUCUUUGGUGCCACUUUCCACAUUCAAAAUUUUAAUGUGAAUAAUUAGAUUAAAUCCAAGUUGUUAUUGUUAUUUCGUCACGAAAUAACCACAUAUUACAACAAAGAAGCAAAUGUUUUGCACCUCGUGUUCUAGUUGAUAGUUUGAACAUCGAAAGUGAAUUGUGUGUGGUGUUAGGCUACGUUGUAUACAAAUGUAGUUCCUUGUAUUGAACAACUAAAUGUUAUAUUAAUGUUAUAAAACUUUUAGAUUUGCAAUUCAAUAUGAAUAAAAUUGUUAUUAGUAACGCACGAUUCUUUGUCACAGAACGAUAUUCUGAUUAUUUUAAAUGACAAUUUGAUCAGCGGUUAUUUUUGGAACGCGGAGUAAUACACUGAUCUUGGUUACACUACAGUCAUUAUCAAAGUACGACAAACACUCAUGAAAACUAAUUUUGUUAAAAUAAAAAGGUUUACUGAAUAAAAAAGUGGGAUAAAUAGAAUAAUAGGUUAGUGUUGAUUAUAGAUCAGGUUUAUCAUGCUCGGCACGAAAACGAAAAAGCACUCGCCAAGGCUCGUGCUUUUUGUUUUCUAAGCCUCGC
Messenger RNA from Dreissena polymorpha, 1702 nucleotides. RefSeq lists its product as uncharacterized. Gene Ontology annotation, biological process: DNA integration; DNA recombination. The coding region runs from base 1 to 1170 and encodes 389 amino acids. Gene Ontology annotation, molecular function: DNA binding. The record is from RefSeq and is a predicted model, not a curated record. Lineage: Eukaryota; Metazoa; Mollusca; Bivalvia; Myida; Dreissenidae. The transcript has 3 exons.